Cinara cedri is the source of this 9080-nucleotide messenger RNA. The record is from the annotation of a GenBank genome assembly. Lineage: Eukaryota; Metazoa; Arthropoda; Insecta; Hemiptera; Aphididae.
AUGGAUAUAAAACCAGGGAGUCCUUAUGAUAUAAAUGGUGCAUGUUUUAACGCAGAUAUGUAUGUUAAAAAAGUACUAAAGGUAAUAGAAUAACAACUAUUAUAGCUUUUUAUUUUUAAUGCUUAAAAGUUAAAAUAUCUCCAACAUUAAAAAUCAAUUUCAUUAAAACUAAUAUAAAAUUUUAUAACUUAUUGUUAAAUUCUCUUUUCAUGCUUAAGAUCUAAAAUAAUAUUAAAUAUUUAGUCAAGAGAAUUUUAUAUGACUUCAUUAUGUAAUUGUACAUAUUGUGUAUAUUUUAAUUACAGUACUAAUUUGUCAUUUAUAAUUAUAAUUAGGAAUCAAAUUUAAAACAAGUAAUGGACCACGAAAGAGAAAUACAUCAAGAUAUACAAUCAUUACAUUCUGAUAUGCAGACUUUGGUGUAUGAAAAUUACAACAAAUUUAUUUUAGCUACAGAUACAAUUGGAAAAGUAACUUAUGAUUAAUUUGUAUUAUACUUAAGUCUUAAAUGACCAUUUUUAUUUGUGUCAUGAGUGUAUGAAAUGUUUCAAUUUAUAUUUAGAUUGUAAUUAUAUCGUUAAUCAAAAAUAUACAAAUAAGGUGUAAAUAAUUUUAUUUUUAUAGAUGAAAAAUGAUUUUAAAAAUCUUGAAGAAGAUAUGGAAAUGCUUUUAUCUAAAAUGGAUGAUAUUACUAAGUCAUCAGAAACAAUUACAUCAACCUUACAUGCAAGUGAAAAUUUUGUAGCAAAAUAUUAAAUACUAAAGUAUUUAUUUAUGUAUUUUAUAUCACAUUUAGGCCAAUAGAGAUGAAAUAUUAAAACUUUCAGAGACUCAUAAACUGUUAAAACGUUUUCAAUUUAUUUACACACUUCCAACCACAUUGAAUAAACUUUUACUCAAAGAAGAUUAUGCACAGGUAUGUUAAUAUUAACAGUGACUUAACCAGGAUUUCUCAAUGGCUCAAAAAAACCCAAAAUUACAAGUUUGUCUGUUGAAUGUUUAUUUCCUUUAUUACGUUUAUAAAUAUACAUCAUAGUUAAUUAUUGAAAUAUAAAAGUAAAGUAAUUUAAACGUGAAAUAAUUAUAAUAAAAAUUACAAAUACGGUCUAGAGGAGUGAAGACAUUUGCUCCACCAUUAAAUAUUAUUCUAUAUAUUUAUUAUACUUUAAUUUUAACUGCACUUUCCAAUGUGAAUACUUGUAUAUUAUUCUUUAUUCAUGUAAUAAAAAUUAUCAAUUUUUAUUUUAUAUACUUAUUGAAAAUUGUUUAUUAAUAAUGCGAUAAAAAAUGUAAGUUUAAGUUUUGAACUGAACCGAUUUUUAUGUAACAUCAUUUUUUCAAAUUCCUUAAUACAUGUUUUAUCAAUAUUAUGUAAAAGUAUUACAGUAUUAACAAUAAACAUUUAUAAUUGUAAUAUAUUUAUUUUGUUAGGUUGUUCAAGAAUAUUUACAUGCUCAGCGAGUUUUAACUCAAUAUGGAAAUCAAGAAUCUUUAAAAGGAAUACUUAACGAUUGUAACAAUAUAGUGAACGAACUAAUGCAAAUUUUAUAUAGUCAUUUGAGGGAUAAAGAUGUAAGUAUUUAUUUAUUUGCUAUUAUUAUUAAAUAGUUGUGUAAUAAAAAUAAUUGUAAGUGCAUGUGAUUAUUUUUUUAAUAUAUACUUGUGCAGAACAAGUUAUUGUUCAUUAAACCAAAUAAUAGAUGCACAUUAGAAAAUUCAUUGAUUUUUGUUACCAAUAUAGAAAUAUUUGGUUUUUUUUUAAGAAGUGUUAUUUAUACAUAAAAAUAUAAAACUAAAUAUAUAAUUAUUUCUCUAAAGCUAAUUUGAUUGAAUUACAACUUUAUAUUAUGUUUUAGAUUACUGGUAAAGAAUUAACAAAAUCUGUAGAUCUAUUGCUUCAACUUGAUGAGCCAGUUUUAUCAUUAUGUAAAGAAUUUUUAUUACAUUCAAAAAAUAGAUUAUUUGAAUCAUUAGAUGUUCUGCAAUUGCAAGUUGAAAAUUUAAAUCAAGUAAAUUUAGGUUAAAUUAUUUAAUAUUGAACUCUGUUCCAAAAGAGAAUAUACUGCUUUUGCGCAUAAUAACUGACGGCUAGCAACUAUUCAAAGUUCAAAGACCAAUUUUUUCUACUGUCAUCGAAAUGCACUCAUCGUGACCAGUGGUACCUGGUGGGAAAGUGUCGCCGCCAAACGAAAACUGUUCGCCAUUUAGUAUGUUAUCUUUUGGAAUAGAGUGUAGGUACAUGGUGUAGCAAAUGUAGCAAAAUCAAUGUGAUCUAGCACAUCUUGAAUCAAUAUUUUUUAAUUAAAAAUUAUAUUUAUUUGGACUUUUGAAGGCCCAGUCUCUUUUAAUUAUUCUCCUAAAAAUUAUACAUUCUAACAUGACAUAGUUUAAAGUAUUUUUAAAUGCUUUGGAAAUUAUAUUUAGCAAUGCAAUCAUAUUUGGCCUUAUGUUUUGUGAUUCAUAUCCGACUGAUUUCUCUAAAACAUUUCCAACUUAGGGUAAGGUUGCCAUACAUUUUCAAGUACGAGCUAGGAUAUUUACCAAAAUAAUUUCUAACAACUUUUUUUUUGUAAAUUAUUAUAUUAUAAAAUACCUUAGAUAAUACUAUAGAAUUAAAAUUGAUAAUAAUAAUUACCCAUUUUAACGUGUUUUUGUAACUCUGGUUUACUUAUAUCAUGUAUGGAAUUUAGUGCAAGCCUUCCUGAAAUUGCAUUUACAUUAAAUGAUCCUUUCAGCUGUUUUAAUUUGUAGAUUUUGUUUUUUGGUCCAUUUGACCCCUAUCAGUGAUACUAUCCUUUCAACAUUUGUGUUAUGGCACAAAAUUAAUGGCACACCAAAAUUAAAUUGUUUUUUUUUCCAAUACACUAGUUUCUUGAAAAAAAUAUAAUCAUUUGUCUUGAAUGUCUUAUUAGACCAAUCUUUAUGAACUUUUUGUUUGUUAAUGAAGUUUUUGAGGUAAUAUUUUUUGGAUUAUGAUUACUAGUGUGUAAGAAUUCCAUAGAAAAUAAUUUUUUUCAAAUUUCAAUAUCUUCUUAUAUUACUUAUAUAAAAUGCAGUAUCAAAAUAUAUUUUUGAUUUACAAUCAUAAAUCAUAAAAUUAGGAUUUAAACAGUACAGUCCCAGUUUUAAGUGCAUGUCCUGAUAUGCCUGUCAGUUAAUAGUAGCUGAGAGUAAACUUAUGUAUAACACUUUGUUGGAUGAAAAGGGUGGAUGAAUGAAUGAAAAAAUAAUAUGAGACCUGAUGGUCUGUUGAAUGGUCAUUUAAAGUAUCUCAAUUUGGGGAUUUUAAAAUCUGGCAACCCUUUAAUAUAAAUUAAUAUUUUAAAUACCUAUGGAUAGUAUUUUAGUUAAAAAUGGUUUUAUUAUAAGUAGUUACACAUUUUGUAAUUAAAUAUAAUUUAAUAACAAUAAUAUAUAUAAUUUUGUUUACAUUUUUUAAACUCUAAUAUGAAUAUUAUUAAUACAUUUUUUUUUUUGUGUAGGACAUGAUUGAAUUUAUUGAUUUGGGAAGUGACACAUUUCUUAGUCAAUUAUGCAUAGUAAUCACAUCAUUCAAUGAUAUGUUUAUUGAAAAUCUGUCAAAAAAGUAAUAUAUUAUAUUUAAAAAAAAAUAGUUUCAUAAAUAAUUUAUUUUAAAUUUAUAGUGAUGAAGAAACUGAUACAACAUUAAAUCAAUUAAAUAUUUUUGUCGAAGGUAAUAUGAUUCGAUAUUUAGAAAUAGUUCAAUGUUACAUCGAUAAAAACACUAGUGAUACAGCCAUUUUAGUUCGAGCUCUGGAUAGAUUUUUUAGAAAGCUUCAAGCAAUUGGAAAAUUGUUUUCAUACAAGGAUUUUACUUUGUAUGUUUUGAAAGUAAUGGAAAAAACUAGUAUUACUUAUUAAUGUAAUAUACUUAGGAAUGCUUUGGAAAUUAUAUCUUCUGCUGCCCGCCGUCAAACCAAAAUACAUUUGGCUAUGUUAAAAGCACAUUUCAAUGAUAAAUUAUCAACUGUACGUCAGUCAUUAGUUUCUUUACAAAAAUUAAAUGAUAAUGGAUUUGCAACAGAAUCUUUGACAUCAUUAACAUCAGAUAUAAUAGAAAAAGUUAAAGGAAUUUUACGAGAUAUUUCGGUAAGUUAUUUUUGAUAAUAAUUUAUUAACAAUUUUUCAAUUUUUACUAUAAUUAUACUAAUAUAUCAUCUUGGUACAAUAUUUACUUUGUUUCUAGACAUUUUUAGAACCAGAAGUAUCAUUUUCAACUAAAUAUGCUCUUCGAAAAUCUAUUAGUGUAGAUAAUGUACGUGAAGGACUUGUAGUGGGAUUUUUACAUUAUUUAUCGUCAGCUGCCCGUUCUUAUACUAUUUGUACACCUUGCCCACCUGCUUUUCUUUUUCUGAUCAUGACAAAAAUGUGUCUUGAGUAUCAAACUUCUGGCAUUAGUUAUUUAGUAAGUUAACACAUAGUAUCUCCAUACACAAAUAACAGAAUUUUAUUAUAAAAUUCAAUUGAGUUAAUUUAUAUUUUUUAGCUACAACUAGUAGAUGAAACUUACGAAAUCAAUAAAUAUUUUGAAAAAAAACCUAAGAACUCAUCACAACUUAGCUCUGAAGUUGAAUUGGCAUCAGAUAUGCAUUCUGCUGCUCAAGAGCUUGUAAAUUACUAUGUCCGCGUUGAAGGACUAGCCAUAUCACAGGUAUGAGAUGUGAGCUUAAUAAAUCUAUCUGGUAAAUUUUACCAAUGGUUUUUGACAUAAUACAUUUUUUUUACUAUUUAUAAAAUCAAAUUACCCUCUCUCUUUAAACUAGUAUAACUAUUUAAAUAACUUUAGGUACUUUUUAAUCUAUACAUAUUAAUAUUAAGUGAAUUUUAUGAAAAUUGUCAUUAGGCUAAUCUUUAGAUAUGUAUCACAUUCUCUAACACAUGGAAAAUUGUAUUUUUUAACAAAUUUUACUGAUAAAGAAAUAUUUAAAUUGCUAAAUAAUAUUAAAAUAUAUGAACUAAAACAACAAAUAACAAAUAUGAGUUGAAUAAAUCUAGUCUAAUAUUUUAAAAGUACAAUUUGUUAGUUAUUCACUUCUGAGAUUGUAUGUAGGGAGUAAACUCCAGAACUACUAGACUGAUUAUUCAAAUUUUGUUUUCGAUAGGUUUCUUAUGUUACCGUAAUGGUUAUAGGCUAAUCAGUUUUUCAUUUUUUUACAUUUUAAAUCCCUCCCACCCCAAAAAAAAAAAAUAAUAAUAAUAACGUAAUGAUUAUUUAAAAGUAUUGAAAUUAAAAUGCUGUUUUGUAUAUAUGUUGGUGGAGUAGCAUUCCACUACAUUCCAACUUAGUGAGUUUUUUUUUUUUUUUUCAAUUUUAUUACCUUUGUUUUAUUUUGGCUGCUUUUGAAUGUUUUUUUUAAAUAAAACAAGUAAAUAGUAAAAGUGAAAAAAAAAUAUAUUGUGUUUGGGAUUCAAACUCAAGACCACUAGAAUUGAAUAUAGUGUCAAUGCCACAGAACCAACAUCUAUAUAGUGCAGUACAGUUGUUAAUACAAAAGAUCUUGAAGGCUUCCCUAUCGAAUUUCUGAAUUCCUUUAACCUAUCUGGAUUCCCCCUCUCUAGAACUAAAAGUUGGAAAUCUUGUAAUUUUAUUACCAAGUCUCAGUUCUUUUAAUUUAUGAAAUAGAAUUAUAUUGCAAAUAAAGUUGAAGCAUAAUAUUAUUGACGCCGUUAUCAUUAAAGGUCUAGCUAUGUGGAAGGUAUCCCUUAAACCUCGUAUCACUACAAUUCCUACAAUGUUGCCUUUCUAAUAUAAAAGUUUGCAAUUCUCAGUUAAGCUCUUUUAUGCAAUGAUAAUUAAUAAAUUGCAAGGACAAACUUUAAAAUAUAUAGGAAUUGAUCUGAUUGUCUUUCGCAUGGUCAGAUGUAUUUUGGUCUUAUAAAGUCAGGGAUUCAAAAAAUCAACUAUAAAAAUUUAUUUACGCUGAAGUUUUAUCAACCUUAAUACUUUUUCUUUAAAAUAAAUAAUUAAACAAUAGUAGUUCUUAGUAUAUAUCUUACUUUAAAAAAUUAAUAAGUUAAAAAAAUUAAAUGCAAAGAUGUCAUGGGUAAGGAAAACUAGUCAAAUAAAUCACGUUCAAUUUUCAUAUUUAAACUCUUAACAUGACAUAAUGUGUAUUUUUAUUUUUAGAUGCUAAAAAAGUCAGUUGAAACCCGAGAUUGGCUUCACAGUUUAGAACCAAGAACAGUGCGUGCCGUUAUGAAACGAGUUGUGGAAGAAAUUACAUCUGUUGAUAGUCAAGUAGAAUUUAUAAUUAUUGUUAAUAAAUGGUAUAUCUUAAAUAAGUGUUUUAUGUAUAUUACAUGUUUUCAUAAUAUAUCAUCUUUUCAUAUUAUAUUUUUUGAAUUUUAAAUAGGGAUUAUUAUUAGAAAAUCAAAAGUUUUUUAUUUUCAUAAAAAUAUUGAAUGCUGGGAAGGGGAAAAAUAUUGUUAGUAAGAUCAAUUAAAAAUUCUAUAAUGCUUAAAUUAAAAUCAAUUUUAAUCAGAAUCCUUAUUGACAAUCCAUGUUAAAAUAAUCAUUUGUAUAGGGUAAUUUAGUUUAAGUCCUGUAGAAAACAAUAAAUUAUCAACAAAAUAGGAUUCUGCGUGUAAUGGCAAAGCUAUUGAUUUUAGAUUCUUAGCGGAGCGCAGAAUAUAUUGGUUUCACAAUGUUUAUUUUUUUUUUCUGCGAACAGUUUUUACCAGAAGUUUUGUUACGGUUUUUAAAUGUAGAACUUUUUCUAAAAUGAUAUUUGACUGGUGGUAUUUUAAGGAGGUAAUUUUUUGAUUUUCCCAGGGUUUUUCAUAAUAACUGAUUAUAAAUAUAACCUAAAUAAUUAUGUAUCCUACCUUACUAUAUAUAUUAUAUUGUGUAUAAUGUUGCAAUAAUAUUAAUUAAUUAAUGCUUAGGAACUCAGACACUUAAAUGGAUAUUGGUAUAUUAUUAUAGUGGUGUGGCUUUAAUUAUGUCCUGUAAUAUACUUAAAAUUGCAUAUAAUUUCUAGAGUAAAUUCAAAUUGUAAAGUAUCAAAUUACAUUAUAUCUAUUGCUUAUUACUAAUUUAUUAAGGUUGGUGAAUUAUUUGAAGAAGGUAUGAGAACAGACAGAAGUAGUGAUUCAAGCCGUAGGACCCAAUUGUCUAGACAUAUAAGAGCAUGGUCAUCUGGUGGUACAGCUACAAACACUCAAACAUUUUCUGCCAUUAAUCGAUUAUUCUCAGAACGCAUUGACAUAUUUUCACCUGUUCAAUUUUCAAGAGUUUCUAUUACAACAGGCAUAAUUAAAAUAAGUCUUAAGGUUUGAUUUUUUUUUUUUUUUUUUCUACUGUACAUUAAUCUUUUAUUUUAAUUUUUAGACACUUUUAGAGUGUGUUCGAUUAAGAACAUUUAAUCGUUUUGGGCUACAACAAGUUCAGGUUGAUAUCCAUUACUUGCAACUUUAUUUGUGGAGAUUCGUGUCUGAUGAAAAGUAUGAUAUUAAUGUAUUAUGUUUAAUUGCUGUCAUACCUAUUUUAUUAUUUUUUAUAAACUUAGGAACUAAAUUAAUAAAUGAUUUAUUAUGAGAUAAUUUAUAAAAGUAAAAUAUAAAGAAAUAAUACAAAUUAAUACUUACCAUAUCUUGAAAUACUUUUUCUAACAAUAAAAAAGUGAACAUAAAAUUUUGUUUUUAAUUUGAACUAAAUUUUCUUCUGAAAUAUGAGAACUAUAAAUAAUAUUACUACUAUUAUGUAAUAUUAAAAUGUACUUAUUAAUACAUUAAAAAUGAUUCAUAUAAUUUAUAUAAGUUAAGAAAAUAAAAAAAUUAAUUUUAACUAAAGUCAAUUUUAAGAUACCUAGUGCUAACUUGCGUAUAUUUUUUCCUUUCAUUCCUCUACCUAUAUUACUAACUAUUUAUAUAACAAGUCUAUCCUGUAAAUAAUGAAGCUAAUGAAGGCUGGCAUCCCUAAAUAAUUUUACUUUUAUCAAAUUUUAUUUUUGUUAUUUUAAUAAUUAUUUGUAUACUGUACUCGUUAAUUGAUCAUAAAUAAAUAAAUAUCUUAAUUUAAAAAAGCUUAAAAUAAUCAGAAAAAAUAUACAGUGAUAUAAAUUUAUUUUAUAUUAAAUACUGUCUUUAAAAAUUACUAUUGGAACAUAAAAAAAAAGUUUAAUAUAUUAUAUUUGAUCACCUAUUGAUUUUAUAACUUUCAUUUUUUUGUGUUUUGUAUUAUAAUUUUAUUAAAAUAAGGGUCACAUUUUAUACUUUUCAAGGUAUUUGUUUGUUAGUACCCUACCAAUACAUUUAAAUGUUUACUCUCAUCCCUCUUGUUUUUCAUCAACCUCACCACUGGUCUCUUAGCCACUAGCUACUUUUUAUUAGUAUUGAUCAUAUUGAAUCAUUUUCUCUACAUACAUUUUACAAAAUACAAUUCCAGAAAAUUUCAGUUGGUUCCACAGUGAAUUUUAUUUAUUAGGUCCAAUAAAUAUUUAAAGGUAAUUUUACGAAUAAUAGUAUAAUAAUUAUAUUAAUAUAACAUAAAAACAAAAGUUAGCAACAUACUCUAAAACACAUAAAUGUAAAUAUCUUGAUUAUUACUGAAAGCUAACAAAUAUCCAAAUAAUAUAAUACCUAAUUGUCAAAUUCUCAGUACCUAACUAAAAUAAAUUGAAUAUAACGGGUUAAUACCAAGAUAUUAACACAAAAGGUGACUAAUUACAUUAAAAUUAAAAAUACAAUUGAAAAUUAUUUUAAAAAAAAAAAAAAAAAAAAAAACUGGCAUUAAAGAUAAAUAAGUACUCAAAAAUAUAACUGUAAAAUAAAAAUAUGAAACAUAGACUAAUAAAACUUUCAUUUUCAUUUGUUGUACUUAUCUAAAUUUUUUUUCUUUGUAUUUGUUUAUCUUUCAUAUUCUAAAGUGAUGAUUGUCCAUUAAAUUCUUAUUUUCUCCAAUAUCCAUAUUUUUAUUUGUUUUACAUAAUUAUUUAUUUAUUUAUUUCAGUUUAGUACAUUUGUUGUUGGAUGAAAUAUUAAGCAGUUCUGUGCAUAGAUGUUUAAAUCCAAUAUUAAUGGAACCAAGUGUUGUUGAAAUUAUUUGUGAAAGAGGUUGA